UUCUCUCUCUCUUUCCUCCCUUCCUCUUAUUAUUCUACACACUCCUCUCAUCAACCCCUUUUUUUCUGUCUCUCUCUCUCCUCUUCCUCCAUCUCCGAGGGCUCCGAUUUCGAGGCCUCGAAAUCCACCAUUCUUCUCCUUUUUCCGAUCUCUUUCUCCUUCUCCCAUACCCUAAGAUCUGUCAAUUUUUUCAUUUUCUCGUCAAUUCGUCUUUUCCGCCGACCUAGCUCUUCAAUACCUUUGCGACUGAAUCUUGAUUCGGAAACUUUUGGAUUUCUCUCAUGUGUCUGAAUUUUAUCGCCGAUUUGUGAUUAAUCGUUGAGCUUACAAGGAGAUUUGUUGUGGUUUCCGCGUUGUUUGUUGUUGAUUAGGGUUUGGCGAUUUCAUCGGGUUUUUUUUUGCAUGUUGUUACGUGAUUUUAUUGCGAGAUUUGAUUCGGUGUUAUUCGUAGUUUUGUGAAUGGAGAUGGAUUUUAAUGGAGAUUUGGUAUCUCUUGACGCUGAACUCUUGCAGUUGCCUGAGGUUUCGCCUUUGGCUCUCAAAUCUAAUCCUUACCUUGCGCAAGAGUUAUUUGAACAGUGGCUUUCGCUUCCUGAAACCAAUCGCCUCGUGAAAUCACUAGUCAAUGAUGCGAAAGUUGGGAAUCCUUUAAAUGUCCCUGGCAAUGCUUCUAGUACAAAUGCUGCUGCUAGCAAUUCAAUACCAUCCAUGUUUCCUGCUGGGAGCGCGCCUCCACUUUCACCGAGAAGCUCAUCUGGUUCACCUCGUAUUAUGAAACAGAAACCAGGUCCUUCUUCCCUAGGAAGUCCUCUUAAAGUAUUGAGUGAGCCAGUGAAAGAGCUGAUACCGCAGUUCUAUUUCCACAAUGGCCGUCCAGCACCAAAGGAACUAAAGGAGCGUUGUUUGUUUAGAAUAAAUCAAUUUUUUUACGGCCAUACAGAGGGCCUGCCAAUGAAUGCAGAGUUUAAAGCUGUUACAAAAGAAAUAUGUAAGUUGCCAUCUUUUUUCUCCACUGUCCUGUUCCAGAAGAUUGAUGUCAACAGCACAGGAUUUAUCACCAGGGACGCAUUUGUUGAUUAUUGGGUUAAUGGAAAUAUGUUGACCAUGGACAUGGCGACGCAAAUUUAUACUAUCAUGAAGCAACCGGAUCGUAAAGUUUUGACACAGGAUGACUUCAAGCCUGUUCUUCGAGAACUUUUGGCAACUCAUCCAGGAUUAGAAUUCUUGCAGAGUACGCCGGAGUUUCAAGAGAGAUACGCGGAAACUGUAAUAUACAGAAUUUUUUACUACAUUAACAGAGCGGGAAAUGGUCAACUAACCCUUAAGGAGCUGAAGCGGGGAAAUUUAGUUGCUGCUAUGCAACAAGCUGAUGAAGAAGAGGAUAUCAACAAAGUUCUGAGAUAUUUCUCCUAUGAGCACUUCUAUGUGAUUUACUGCAAGUUCUGGGAGUUGGACACAGACCACGAUUUCUUGAUUGAUAAAGAGAACCUUAUUAGAUAUGGAAACCAUGCUCUUACCUACAGGAUUGUUGAUAGGAUAUUUUCCCAGGUUCCAAGAAAAUUUACUAGUACCGUUGAAGGCAAGAUGGGAUACGAAGAUUUUGUCUACUUCAUACUGGCAGAGGAAGAUAAAUCAUCAGAACCCAGUCUUGAAUAUUGGUUCAAGUGCGUAGACUUGGAUGGAAAUGGAAUCAUUACUAGAAAUGAAAUGCAAUUCUUUUAUGAGGAGCAGUUGCAUCGAAUGGAGUGCAUGGCUCAAGAACCCGUGCUUUUUGAAGAUAUAUUAUGUCAGAUAAUUGAUAUGAUUGGACCGGAGAACGAGAGUUAUUUCACCAUUCGUGAUCUGAAAGGAAGUAAACUUUCAGGAAGUGUAUUUAAUAUCCUCUUUAAUCUAAAUAAGUUUAUGGCCUUUGAAACUCGUGACCCGUUCCUUAUUCGUCAGGAGAGGGAGAAUCCAACCUUGACAGAGUGGGAUCGCUUUGCACAUAGAGAGUAUAUUAGACUUUCAAUGGAAGAAGAUGUUGAAGAUGCUUCUAAUGGAAGUGCAGAAGUUUGGGAUGAAUCUCUUGAGGCUCCCUUUUGAGUUAGACACGGCAUGCUGGCCUUCCUUAUGAUAUCGCUGUAUUAUGUUUAACUAGUAUCAUUAAAGCGUAUUUCAUGCUUUGAUCUGUCGCAGUUGCUUCACCGCAAGAUGCAAGUUCUUUCAUAGAGCAGGCCAUCGGAUAAAAUUCUGGUCAAUUCAGUGGAGUUGGCCUAGCUGAUGACACACAUCUUCAUCAGACACAGAUGCCUAAGCUGGGCUGGUUGAUGUAUACCUUAAAUAUAAACGUCCUGAAGAUUUUAUCAGAUAACAAGCAGUGCUUAUUUUGUCGGCUCCACAUCGGAUUCCGUAGGCCUCUUUGGAGAAGGGGAACGGUUAUCUGCUGACAGGUGAUUUAGUAGAAAGCAGGAAAUGGUAGUUUUAGAACAUUUGGCAAUUCUUUUGGGUCUCUGUAAGAUGUCGUUUGGUCUUUUCUUUUUCCUUCUUUUUCUUUUUUAUUUUCCAUCUAUUCUUUCAAUUUAAAUAUUUUCCUUCUGUACUUGCGUCUUUUUAAGGAGCUUAUUUAAAUGUAUUAAAGAAGUCGCAUGUUAUGGAAAUAUGGUUGGGUUUUUUUGAUGGUUUA
This is a messenger RNA of Beta vulgaris subsp. vulgaris (sugar beet), 2662 nucleotides long. Its product is annotated as serine/threonine protein phosphatase 2A regulatory subunit B''beta. The record is from RefSeq and is a predicted model, not a curated record. Gene Ontology annotation, molecular function: calcium ion binding; protein phosphatase regulator activity. Gene Ontology annotation, cellular component: protein phosphatase type 2A complex. The transcript is spliced from 13 exons. Gene Ontology annotation, biological process: protein dephosphorylation. NCBI's taxonomy places the organism in Eukaryota, Viridiplantae, Streptophyta, Magnoliopsida, Caryophyllales, Amaranthaceae. The coding region runs from base 460 to 2082 and encodes 540 amino acids.